UGUCCGGAUCGUGUUGAAGCUUGAUACGGACCACUGUUGUCAUUGGAAGAAGUGCUGUUUUUGACCGGCCCCUCCUCCUCGUCGUCCUCCUCCCUGGCCGGGCCCCCCGGUCUCUAGAGCCGCCUCGCACACUUCAGUCCGGCCCGGGAGAGGAAUGCGUGGGGAUGCCGAGCGUCGCCGACUGUAGGACACCUACGAAACAUCGACUAUAGCACCGUAAUGGACAGCCAUGAUCCGUAUGUCCAUUUAAACUCUUCUGGGCCAAUGAGCACGGCCCAUUCUCACCCCCACGCCCAGCCGAUGGGCGGCAUGGUGGGCCACCCCUCGGUCAUCAGCAACUCCAGGCACUUGCCAUCGCCCAUGUCCACCAUGGGCUCGCCUAUGAACGGCCUGGCCUCCCCUUACUCCGUCAUCACCUCGUCUCUGGGUUCGCCCGCCGUAUCGCUGCCAUCCACGCCCAACUUGAACUUCGGACCGCUCGGAAGUCCGCAGAUGAACUCUAUGAACAGUGUUAGCAGCUCUGAGGACAUCAAGCCUCCGCCGGGCCUGCAGAACCUGGGGAGCAUCAACUACCAGUGCCCGAGCCCGGGAGGGAUGUCAAAGCACAUCUGCGCCAUCUGUGGAGACCGCUCCUCAGGGAAACACUAUGGCGUGUACAGCUGUGAGGGAUGCAAAGGCUUCUUCAAGAGGACCGUGCGCAAAGAUCUCACCUAUACUUGUCGAGACAGCAAAGAGUGUCUGAUCGACAAGCGCCAGCGCAACCGCUGCCAGUACUGUCGCUACCAGAAGUGCCUGGCCAUGGGCAUGAAGAGAGAAGCAGUACAGGAAGAGAGGCAGCGUGGGAAAGAGCGUGGGGAGAACGAGGUGGAGUCGACCAGCAGUUUCAAUGAGGAGAUGCCCGUGGACAAGAUCCUGGACGCCGAGCUGGCGGUGGAGCCCAAAACGGAGACGUGCCCCGACGGCAGCCCCGGCAACUCAACCAACGACCCCGUCACCAACAUCUGCCAGGCAGCAGACAAGCAGCUCUUCACUUUAGUGGAGUGGGCCAAGAGGAUCCCCCACUUUUCAGAGCUCCCCCUUGAUGACCAGGUCAUCCUAUUACGAGCAGGUUGGAACGAGCUGCUCAUUGCGUCCUUCUCUCAUCGCUCGGUGACGGUGAAAGACGGAAUCCUGCUGGCCACGGGCCUCCACGUGCACAGGAGCAGCGCACACAGCGCUGGAGUGGGCUCCAUCUUUGACAGAGUCCUGACAGAGCUCGUCUCCAAAAUGAAGGAUAUGCAGAUGGAUAAAACCGAGCUGGGCUGCUUGCGAGCCAUUGUCCUCUUUAACCCAGAUGCGAAAGGCCUGUCCAACCCAACGGAGGUGGAGGCACUGAGAGAAAAGGUCUAUGCAUCACUGGAGUCCUACACCAAACACAAAUACCCGGACCAGCCGGGCAGGUUCGCCAAGCUGUUGCUCCGCCUGCCAGCGUUGCGCUCCAUCGGCCUCAAGUGCUUGGAGCACCUUUUCUUUUUCAAGCUCAUCGGGGACACGCCCAUCGACACGUUUCUCAUGGAGAUGCUGGAGGCGCCGCAUCAGAUCACAUGACCCCUGUCAAAUACCCCCUCUUGUAAAUAGCCCUUGUCAGCAACGUGGCGAUGGUUUGGGAGGAGAAAAGGACACUGACAUUGUAAAGUUGAAUAUUUUAUAACAAUUUAAAACAACAACAACAUUGUAAUUAAAUCCGAAACGCUAUUUCAAGGCUGCAGUGAGGACUGACUACAAGCGUCACAGUGAAUUUCUUUGUAAAUAGAACAUUGCCGGUGUCUGUUUUGAAAGCAAACGCUGUGCAUUUGAGAAGCAAUCAGAUUUUAUUCAUAGAGUAAUUGUAUAAAACAAAAUUUCUUA
This is a messenger RNA of Phycodurus eques (leafy seadragon), 1887 nucleotides long. It is a transcript of the gene rxrgb, whose product is annotated as retinoid X receptor, gamma b. Gene Ontology annotation, biological process: response to retinoic acid; anatomical structure development; cell differentiation. NCBI's taxonomy places the organism in Eukaryota, Metazoa, Chordata, Actinopteri, Syngnathiformes, Syngnathidae. The coding region runs from base 220 to 1587 and encodes 455 amino acids. The transcript has 10 exons. The record is from RefSeq and is a predicted model, not a curated record. Gene Ontology annotation, molecular function: nuclear steroid receptor activity; retinoic acid-responsive element binding; nuclear receptor activity. Gene Ontology annotation, cellular component: RNA polymerase II transcription regulator complex; nucleus.